GACUGUGAUGCCAGUUUUUAGUUCAGUGCUGAAGCCUGUUGAUUGGUGUUGGCAUUUUAUGCAAAUCUGUGAUGCACAUAAACUCUACUAAAGUGCUAUAAAGUCAGUAGAAGCCACCAGUGCUGAUUGCAUGUUUCUUUGUGGCAUUCUCUUCCCCAGGCCUAUCAUCAAAAUGGAGCUUCCUGACUAUCCUAUUCCAGAGCUGGAUGUCACCUUGCAAGAACUAGCCCGUGUCCUUCAGCUCAUACUGACCCCUGACCUUUAUCACGAGUUCAAAAUUACACUAGAACAGCAGCGGAAACUCCUUGAAGAUGCCCAACGCAAAUUUGAAUCUCGUGUUGUCAGUCAAGAGAAUUGGGUGACUCAACAGUUCAAGGGCAGUCUGUUGGCUUGUGCUGAUCCGCUGCCCACUUCCACCGCGCUCCCUGUUGUUUUACCUCCAUCCAAGGUAAAGACAUGUACCCAGCUGGAGAGGGCAGCUGCUCUCCUCUGGGCAGCAGCAAAACUGUACACUGAACCCAAGUUGUUGGAGGGUGAAGUUCCACUGGAGCGCACUCAGCAGUCUGAACUGUUUGCUGCCAGUCGGAUUCCUGGCAAACAUCAAGAUGAUAUCAAGGUCUACCCACAUAGCCUCCAUGCCAUCAUCACCUGUGCUGCAGGAGUGUUCCCCAUUGACAUACUGCAGCAUCCCAGCAAUGAUGGACCAGUUUCAGCUCGACCACUCAUUGAUAUCUAUAACGUCUUGGCUCAGGUGAUGAACCAACCCAAAGCAGGAACCCAGAAUGAUCCCUCUGCUAUUUGCAGCCUGUCAGCCCUUGAGCGCAAAACUUGGGCUGGAAUCAGAGAACAGAUCCUCAAUCACGGAGGAGUUGCAGCAGCAUCACUGGGCAUAAUGGAGAGUGCUGUACUAACACUUUGUCUGGAGGAGCAGAAUGCUCCCACUGAGCUCGCUGAUACCCUCAAUGCAAUAAUGCUUGGAGGAGGAGGAUCCUGUCUAAGACACUACGACAAGGUGGUGAAUCUGGUGGUGUUCGCAGACAGCACAGCUGGAAUCAUGUUUGAGCACAGUGCCGUGGACGGGAUGGUUGCAGCUCUUGUUACUGAUCGUAUACAUUGCCUGUCUGAGACAGUUGAUCUAAACCUGCUUCAUAAUGGCAUAAUAAAUGCAAAUGUGCCUGUCACAACAAACAAUUCCAUUUAUAUUCAUCCUGUUUCGUUAGCAUUUCCCUUGCAAGAAAUCGACAUUAUGAAGUUAAGCCCAGAGUUAAAAGCAUCACACUCAGUCCUGACUUUCACUGUGUCGUCUUAUUCUGAUGUGUUUUCCACUCUCCAAAGCCAAAGAGGACUGUAUGAUGCUUGGAUCAACUUCUCCUUGCAAGCUUCUCUGAUGCAGACUCUUGGGGACUCUGCUGCCAGCCAUAUUCUUGUCACGCCCACCCAUAUGCGGCACUACAAGCAUGGUCGCUGUGAUCCUACAUACUCACUCACCAUUCAUUCCCGCAAGUUUGUAGGAGCUUUGAAAUCAUCCACUGGCUCAGACAACGCAUUCCAGUCUUCCACUGACAUCAUGCGCUUGUUCCAUGUAGCAUUUUUAGAGCAUAAGAACCUCAUCAGGAACACCAAAAUUGGCCAGGCCAUUGGCCCCCAUAUAGCUGCUCUGCGCCAAUCUCUACCACCUGGUAAUCCACUAAAAAAGUUCCUGGACCCCUUUGGAUGUCCAUCUGUGUACCUCACAGGCACAAAUUUGAUGGAAGGUGUGGAGUGUGGGGUAGGCAAUGUCUAUGCUCAAGACCAAUUGGCUGUAGCCUACCUUGGGAAGGCAGACAAAGUUGGCAUUGUACUUAAUGGAAAAGGGAUUUUUGCUCAAUCACUGGGAAAACUUCAAGAAAGAUUGAAGGUAAACUUGAAGUUAGUGAUGCUCGUAGCUCUAAAAUAUGCAAUUGCAUGCCAGAUGGGAGGCCUACAGUGUCUACUUCAGCAGGGUCAACCGGGGGAAGUGAAUGGAAGUUUGCAACAGUGUAGAGAUCCCCAAAGCAAAGGCAAAGCCGCUGUUCAUGCUACUCCUUAUGCCAGUCCAAACUAUACUCUCGUAAUCCAUGGUGGUGCUGGUGAGGAAAUGAUGCUGAACACCUACGUGAUUGGUGUUAUUGAGUUUUCUCUGCAAACAGCUUUAACACUGGGAUCCCAAGUACUUCAACAAGGUGGCAGUAGUCUAGAUGCAGUGCAACGGUCAGUGCAGGCUCUGGAGGAUUGCUUUCUCUUCAAUGCUGGUAAAGGCUCAGUAUUCAACAAAGAUGGCAAAAAUGAAAUGGAAGCAACUCUUGUUGAUGGCAGCACAAUGAGGUCAGGAUCUGUUGCUUGUGUUGAAAGGGUGAAGAAUCCAAUAAAAGCAGCCAGAUGUGUCAUGGAGCAUAGUUCACAUUCACUCAUUGUAGGAGAUGGAGCUCAGGAGUUUCUGCAAGUGGUGGACAAGGAGAAGUUUGUAGGCCCAGAAUAUUUCUACACUGACAUACGCCACAGACAGUUUAAAGAAAAUGCCAGUGGUGGAAAUACCCCAAAAAUGAAUCACCCUCAAACAGUUGGAGCUGUAGCCCUGGAUCAAUGCAAUCGGUUGGCUGCUGCUUCAUCCACGGGUGGGUUAGUUGGGAAACUGAAAGGGCGAGUUGGUGAUACAGCAGUAGUAGGCGCUGGAAUAUAUGCUGAUGAUAUGUUGGCUGUUACUUGCUCUGGUGAUGGAGAUGUAUUUCUGAGACACACUGUUGCUCAGAAAAUAGCCAGUCUCUAUCAUCACAAGGGAUACACCCUGAGGCAGGCAUGCAGAGAACUGAUGAAUGAAAACCUAAAAGGGUUUUGUGCAGGAAUCAUUGCUGUGGACACUAAAGGUGAAGCAGUCAUUGAAACUAAUGCUGGUGCAAUGUUUGUAGCCUCAAUGAUCAAUGGUAUUGCACAAGUCGAAGUCAGCAGGCCCAUGAAGACCUUCUCUGAUGUGAUUUGGGAGACAGAUAAACUGGUUGCUUUCCUGCAUUCCAAUCCCUGGACCCCUGGGUCAACAAUUUUGAUGCAAAAAACACUUAGCUGCAAAACCAGCAUUUUCCAGUUGGCUAUACCAGAGUUUGUGGCCAUGCUACAUGGAGCAAGGGAUGUGUCAAGCUUACUAUGCGAGCGACUGGGAGUGCAGCGUUGUGCCUUGGUUUUUCAUCCAACUUCUGAUCAACCAGCACAAAUCAGACUUCUCCCACUCCAUGGUGUUGGCUCUGAAUGGCAACCCCAUCUUGCUGAAGAAGAGGAAUUUCAGUCUUAUAAUCUUGGGUACUGCACCUCAAGGAAUGGCCCAUGUUGGGAUGAUGAUGCACUGGCCCAGGUUCAAGCUCAAAUUAGAAAUCAGUUGCCAACACCAAAUGCGCCAUCUUGUUUUGACUUUUAUGGAAACCCUUCCCACGAUAACCUGUUUAGCCGCAUUGUACGUGGAGAGCAGAAACAGUGGAGAGUGUGGGAAGAUGGUGAACAUGUUGCCUUUCUAACACCUUACCCAAACACCCCUGGAGUAACUAUUGUGGUGCCUCGCAAACCACUACCUAGUGACAUCUUCAGACUGGCGGAAGCUGACUACACAGCCCUAAUCUUAGCCACUUAUAAAGUUGCUCGACUCUUGGAAGAGGCAAUGAAAGCUCAAGGUGUUGCACUGAUCUUUGAGGGCUUUGAGAUUGACUAUGCUCACGCCAAGUUGUUUCCACUGAUACCUUCGCAAGAUGAAACUAAACCUGCUAAAUUGCAACUAAAAUGCUUCCAUAGCUACCCUGGAUAUGUAUCGUCAUUGGAUGGACCUGCUGCUGACCCUGAGGCUCUUAAAGAGAUGCACUUAAAAUGCACCCAGAUCAAGCCUCCUCGUUCCUGGGAACACCCUCAGUCUCACUCCGCAAUUGCUAUCAAGAGCCAGUGGUAUUGCAAUCUGUUCCAGAUUCAAAAUACGCUUUUCCACAGCACGGUGGAAUAUUUCCAGAAGUCCUGUCAGUAUGCCUAUGCACUGACCCCUCUCACCACAGACACCAUCUCAUCUCCAAUGGGCUUGGGAUCUGAUUCAGAACCAGUUUCUGUUCACCUGCUGGGCCAAGACAUCUAUUUGGCUGACUCAAUGCAAUUUGUGCUCGAGUACUUGCUUCGUUUCCAAGAUAACCUGGCAGGGACCUAUUACAUAUCUACCAGCUUUCGAGGUGAAGAUCCAGAUUCAACACAUUUGAACCAGUUCUUCCAUGUGGAGUGUGAACUGCUGGGUGACAUGAAUGAUGCCAUUCACAUAACAGAGCAAUAUUUGGCCCAUCUCACCAAGACCAUGUUGAAGAAACACUCUGACAUAAUCCUCAACACUGCUGGGACCCUUGCACAUGCAACAGACAUGCUGAAUAAGCUGAAGAGCGGAACCCCAUUACCAAGAGUACCUCUAGACCAGGCUAUUCCCAUGAUGCCCUCUGCUGACUGUGUAGAGUGGGUGCAAGACAGCCAGCCCCAAUUUGGUAGAAAGCUAACUCGCAAAGGAGAGCAGAUCUUGAUAGAGAAAUACGGUGGUGCUGUUUGGUUGACUGAAAUGGAUCAUCUGUCAGUUCCAUUCUACCAGGCAUAUGUGGAGGGCUCAGGCCAGAACAAAGCCAAAGCUGCUGACCUGUUACUGGGUUUAGGGGAAACUGUGGGCCUUGGUGAACGCCAUUCCACCCCUGAGAUGGUACAGGAGGCCCUCAGGCAUCAUGCAGUGCCAGAGCAGUCUUACAAAUGGUACAUUACCAUGCGCCAGUUGAAACCAGUCCUCAGCAGUGGAUGGGGCAUGGGGACGGAACGCUACUUGUGUUGGCUCCUUCAGCAUGACGACGUCAGAGAUAUGCAUAUCAUACCCAGGAUGAAGGGAACAAAGUACAUGCCCUAAUCUUUAAUAUUCUACAGAUUUUCAGGCCCUGAGAUGUGAUAUGGUAGUCCCGAGUUUGGAAAUGUCAUGGCAGAGCAAGCAUUCGACAUAAUCACAGAACAUCAUCAAAAAGCAGUUAAUUUAUACUAUCACAUUGAAGUUAUAAAAUAUACAAUAUGUCUUAUGUUAAACUAAUGCUUUUCUUAUCAUUUUGUUGAUAUCACUUUGUCUUUGGGGUAGGUGGGGUUAAACUCUUAAUAAUAAUAUGACUUUAUUUGAGGCUACAGGAAAUGAUUACUUCUUUAAAUGAGCGACACUUGCUUUUAAAACACUUUUACAUACAAACUCACAUAAACAAUUCAAAUUUGUCGUAAUAAUGAUACUUUUGUUGUUUGUUUCUAAAUUGAUCAGAACUUUCUAAGAGCCUGUUUUUCUGACUUUUUUUUUUUACAGAUAUUACUGAUGUAAGAAAACUGAUGUUCAACAGCUUAUUUAAGUUGUAACAUUAUUUGUCAACCGGAUUGUGAAAAUCACUUUCAGAUAAACGUGUUUCAGAUCUUUUUUGCACUUCAUUGACAAGUGGACGCUUUGUUUGCAUUUGUAUGUGUCUUUUCCUUUUGGAUGAUGAUGAUAUGUUUCUGCGUUUGCAGUCGUUAGUAUUGUGGUACAUUAUAUAUUAUGACUGCAAAAUGAAUAGUAAAGAUAGAACUUAAAGCUACAGUGUGGCGGAUUUAGCGGUGUUUACUAGCAAAAACAGAAUAUAGCAUUCAUAACCAUCUGUUCAUUAGUGUAUAAAUACCUGCAACAACUAAUCAGUAUGCUUUCAUACACUUAGAAUGAGCCCUUCAUAUUUACAUGGGAACUGCCCUCAUCAUGGAGGCUGCCAUGUUGAUACGGUAGCCCUAAAGGCACAUACUAUUUCUGUUUUUUUGCUUGUUUUGUUUGUUUGUUUGUUUGUUUAUUUUGUAGUACUGCAGGACAACUGAAGGAAACAAAAAACAUCACUGGUUUCUCAUCUAUAAACAGUCUACUUGUUGCUCAUGCAGGCUUUUUGAGACCCCCUCAUUUUUUUUACACAGAGGAUCAUAUAUAUUGCUUAUCACAAGA
Molecule: messenger RNA, 6001 nt
Organism: Thalassophryne amazonica
Lineage: Eukaryota; Metazoa; Chordata; Actinopteri; Batrachoidiformes; Batrachoididae
Exons: 3
Coding region: 131-4915 (1594 amino acids)
Biological process (GO): tRNA aminoacylation for protein translation
Molecular function (GO): hydrolase activity; aminoacyl-tRNA ligase activity; ATP binding
Source: RefSeq, a predicted model, not a curated record